CUUGAUACUGGUUUUCGGAGCAGAUAGAGAGGUGCCAGCAGCCAGCUACAACUGAAAGCGCUUGUCUUUUGCCGCAAUAUUGGCGUGGAGCUGACAGCCGAGGUUUCUCCCACCGCGGUGUUUAUGUUUGAGCCGCCUUGCAUUUUGACCCGGGAGUGUGGGAGUGGAUGAGCCACGUGUACAGGAACUAGCUGGAGUCUGACAGCUUGCCUGGAGGGAAGCACCGCAGGACAUAGGGGUAAGCAGUAACCAUUAUGGCUGCUCAGAGGCAAGUGUGGUGUAGACACCCCCUGGCUGUGUCCCUGCUUUUUUACCUCCUGCUCCACACCAUGGAUGUCUGUGCACGGCCAGCCAACAUGUCCGCCUUAAAAGAUAAGAACCCAACCGGCAAGGAUGAUAACGAGAUUCUCCCCCCGGACCACCUGAACGGAGUGAAGAUGGAGAUGGACGGCCACCUCAACAAGGACUUCCAUCAGGAGGUGUUCCUGGGCAAAGAGAUGGAGGAGUUUGAGGAGGACUCGGAGCCGAGGAGGAACCGGAAGAAGCUGAUUGAAAUUUUCACCAAAGUUGAUUUCAACAAAGACAGGAGUGUGAGUGCUAAGGAGAUGCAGCGCUGGAUUAUGGAGAAGACAGAGGAGCACUUCCAGGAGGCUGUGAAGGAGAACAAGUUGAGCUUCCGUGCUGUUGACCCAGAUGGAGAUGGUCAUGUGACAUGGGAUGAAUACCGAGUAAAGUUUCUGGCCAGCAAGGGAUUCAAUGAAAAAGAAGUUGCCGAGAAAAUAAAGAACAAUGAAGAUCUGAAAGUGGAUGAGGAAACGCAGGAGGUUUUAGAGAGUCUGAAGGACCGCUGGUUCCAGGCUGACAACCCCCCAGCUGACCAGCUGCUGAAUGAACAGGAGUUCCUCUCCUUUCUGCACCCUGAGCACAGCCGAGGCAUGCUCAAAUACAUGGUCAAGGAGAUUGUCCGUGACCUCGACCAGGAUGGUGAUAAGAAGUUGACACUGUCAGAGUUCAUCUCCUUGCCCAUGGGCACUGUGGAGAACCAGCAGGCUCAAGACAUCGAUGAUGACUGGGUUCGCGAGAGGAAGAAGGAGUUUGAGGAAGUCAUUGAUGCGAAUCAUGAUGGCAUUGUAACCAUGGAUGAGCUGGAGGAGUACAUGGACCCGAUGAACGAGUACAACGCAUUGAACGAGGCCAAGCAGAUGAUUGCUGUUGCAGAUGAGAACCAGAAUCAUAACUUGGAGCUGGAGGAGAUUCUCAAGUACAGCGAAUACUUCACAGGCAGCAAGCUCAUGGACUACGCCAGGAAUGUUCACGAGGAGUUCUGAGGACAAACCCGUCUUUGAAGAAACCUCGCCUCUCUCUCUCCGCUCAGCAAGGCAGAGGGGUGGGAUCCCACAUCUGCUUCAGGGACAGGCCUUUCUCACUGGUGGGCGGAGGGGGGCUGACGAUGGGAUGUUCCAGUGUGCAAUUCUAUGUUUAAAAGCCUAGCCUCACCGGCCUCUUCACUGCUGACUCAGAUUCAAGGUGUUCAAAUCCUUCCCUCAUCUUUGGACUGUCUGCCAUCAAGGUUUCCCGUUGCCGCUGCUCCUGCCUUCUGUCUUCUGUCAGACUUGCUUUGUAUGGAUGGUACAUGUCGGGCGUUUCACUUCAUUUACAAAGCAUUUAAGGCACUGCAUCGACCCCAAAAUCCAUUUGUGUUGAUAUAUUGUGAAAUGUGUGUAUAUGAGGAAUUUGACCCAAGACUAGAUUUUCCUUUCCUAGUGCAGUAGUGAGAAAGACUUGGCACAUCUAGGUCAGUUAUUUGUACUGCAAGAUCUGUUGUUUCUCCGGCAAACUCUUGUCAGUUUUAGCUGGCGCACCUGUAAACAAUGUAAAUAUUCAUUCAUUCACAUCUACUAAUUCUUCUGUCAGAUGGAAUGACUGAAAAUAAAUGUAACAUAAUGCUGCUGAAAGGAAUCGACACAUACAGAGAUAUCAAUGAUGAAUUGAGUUUACAGCUGAAGCACAAAUGGUUCUUUACCACUUCAUUCCCUAUACACUGUUGAUUUUAUCAUCAACAAGUUUCCAUGAUUGAUUAUUAUCCGUCCUCCUCCUUAUAGACAGAUUGUCGUCGUUUAAGGAUAUGAAAAUAUUGGUGACCCUUGAGAGCUGUAAUACUAAAACAAUCCCUAGCAUAGCCUGUGUCAGCUGUGUGUUUUGAACUGCACUGUGUAUCUGGAAAGUAAUUAAAAAUUACUAAAAAUGUAGGAGAUGAUGACACUCCUAUCUUUUUCUUUAUUUUCAGUGCCAAGUCAUCAGAAAUAUGUGCUCUUGUAAGACUUUGAGAAAGUCAAUCUUUAUUUUUUCGGUAUAAUUUUGGUUUUGCUUCACCAAAGCAUGCACUCAUGGAUGCUUCAUUCCUAUAGAGGUCAGAAAAUUCCCUUGUGUGUGUUCUCUUGGUUCAUCCAUGCAGUCACAACUGUAUGUUUUUUUUUCUUAACACUUCAGCAAAAUGAACGAAUUAUAUGCAUUCCUUGAUUUUCCUUUAUUUACAAUAUCCUGUGGAGUGCUGUUUGGAUCCUGCUUUAGUCCUUUACUCUCAGUCCUCUCUUUGAAUUGUAAGAUAUGAUGUAUGAUAACAGAAUGUGACACAGCUUUAUACAAUGCAUUGCAAAUUUACUGGUAAACAAUAAAUAUUUCUUAUCAAUCACUGA
Myripristis murdjan (pinecone soldierfish) is the source of this 2696-nucleotide messenger RNA. It is a transcript of the gene sdf4, whose product is annotated as stromal cell derived factor 4. Gene Ontology annotation, molecular function: calcium ion binding. The record is from RefSeq and is a predicted model, not a curated record. NCBI's taxonomy places the organism in Eukaryota, Metazoa, Chordata, Actinopteri, Holocentriformes, Holocentridae. Gene Ontology annotation, biological process: calcium-ion regulated exocytosis. Bases 255 to 1328 code for a protein of 357 amino acids. Gene Ontology annotation, cellular component: endoplasmic reticulum. The transcript is spliced from 7 exons.